UGAUGUUUUUUUAUUUUUAGCACAGAUCGAGUUUCCAGUCCCUCUCGAUUCAGCAGCAACACAACCGACCGGAAAGCUGCAGGGAAGGAGGCUGAGUACGACACACGAGACAAGGAGGAGGAGGAGGAAGAAGAAGAAGAAGAAGAAGAAGAAGAAGAGGAGGAAGAAUUUGCCAAAACUGCCAAGUCAUACUGAUGCUCUGCUGUUGAUCUGAAAGAUGCAGAAACAGAUGCUGCGUCCGAACAAGACUUUGUUCGCUCUCGCUUGUUUUCAGCCACAGACAAGGUGACCUGUGUUUCCUGGAUCUGUCCUGAAGAAAUGACAUCUAAUCUCCUGUUAUAUCCCACCAGAGUGUAAAGUGAUGCCACUGCCAGACGCCGGAGGACGAACUGAAGAACGAGAGGAGCUGAGGCUUCGACUUGAGACCAGAAAUUCAGGAAACUUCCUGCCGCAACAAACCGGCUGUGAAGAAACCGUCGUCUCACCCUGACGUGAAGAAACUUUGGUGUUUUUUUUUUUUUACUUUUUGUCGACUCUAAAGAUGCAGCUUCUUCUCGUCGGUUCCCUCGACUCAACCGUUAGAGACUAAGAUUAAUCCCUUGGACGGCUCAGAAGAUGACGAUGUCCUCCCCCGUCCCCACGCUGACUGUCCUGCCCCCGUCCUCCGACACCGAGUCCUGGUCUCGCUCGCCGAGCCCCAGACCGUCGCGCUCGUCCCGCCUCGGCCGGUCCCACCGAAGCCGGACCCGAACCAAGCGAUGCAGCGAAGACGAGCGCCGGGGGAAAAGCCCACAAAUCGUGACCGAGGACAGACGCCGGAGCCCCUCGCCGUCCGUGUCCCCGUCCCCGUCCUCGUCCCCUUUGGGAGAUCGGGACGGCCCUUCAGGUGACCUCCUCCUGCCCCCGUCUCGCUCCUGGUCUCGUAGCCCGUCGCCGAGCCGGCGCUCCCGCUGGUCCCUGAGGAGCCUCCUCAGCAGAGAGUCCGACUGGGACGGCUGCAGCACGGCCAGUAACUCUCCGCGGAGCACCCCCGGCAGCUCCCCCUCCCUGCGACGGAGGGUCCUGGGGGGAGGCAGGGCCAGCGAGGGUGAGGGGGGAGGAGAGAAGAGUGGUGGUGGUGGUGGUGGUGGAGGAGGAGGAGGUGGUGGAGGAGGAGGUUCAGAUAGUCCACUGCCCUCCAUACCCUCGGCCUCCUCCCUUACGUCGGCCUACCCGCUGGCUUCCCGCCACUUCAGCCGCAAUGCAAAGAAAAUGCAGAGCUGGUACAACGUUCUCAGUCCCACGUACAAACAGCGGAACGAGGAUUUCCGGAAACUCUUUAAGAAGCUUCCAGAGACAGAGCGACUUAUAGUGGACUACUCGUGUGCUCUGCAGAAGGACAUUCUGCUGCAGGGGCGUCUUUACCUGUCUGAGAACUGGCUCUGCUUCUACAGCAACAUCUUCCGCUGGGAAACCACCAUCACUAUCCUGCUGAAAGACGUGACCUCGAUCACCAAGGAGAAGACGGCUAAGCUCAUCCCGAACGCCAUCCAGAUCAGCACCGACAACGAGAAGCAUUUCUUCACCUCCUUCGGAGCGAGGGAUCGCAGCUUCAUGAUGAUUUUCCGUCUGUGGCAGAACGCUCUGUUGGACAAGUCCCUAUCGCCCAAAGAGCUGUGGCACAUCGUACACCAGUGUUACGGCACCGAGCUGGGCCUCACGAGUGAAGACGACGACUACGUCUCGCCCACCGCUGAACACAUGAACGGCCUGCUUCCAGGAGAGGAGUCGGUGUCGGUCACUGAUCUACUGGACCUGAGCUCGGUGUCGGUUCCCUCCGUGGGCGGCUCGCCUCCUGCCCUGGUGCCCUGCGGUCCAGCCACUUCUUCCUCCGCCACCAGCCUCUGUGGAUCCUCCCCGCCGUCCUCCACCGCUUCCUGUCAGCCCAUAGAGGUGCCUUCCUCGUCGGGGCGCCGGCUCAGCUCCGACCCUCUUGAACCCAGCCCGCCCAGCUCUCACGGCUCGCUGCCGUCCACCACCCCAACCAACGCCUCUGCCCCGGCCUCUGCUGCUGCCUCCUUUAAUCUGGAAGAGGGCGGCGACGGCUUGUCUGACUCAGCCAAUCACAUGCUGCCUCAACCAACCACCAGUCUGGGAAACCUCUCCUCAUUGGACAUCACCAACGACGAGGAGCUGCCCACGGAUCCCAGCAACUCCUCAGACACACAAGAAGAAAGUGAAGUGGAGUCGUUCUGCACUAACCUCAGCGGCCGGCUACAUAUCAACACCGUGGUCCGCAUGAGCGUGGACAAGCUGCACGACCUGCUCUUCUCUGCAGACACACACUUCAUCCAGCAUCUCUUCUCCCAGAGGCACUUUACUGACUUGUCGGUGGGUGAGUGGCAGCAGGACGGCGGCAGUGGCAGCACCAGCCGUGUGCUGAGCUACACCAUCGCCCUCAACAACCCCCUGGGCCCCAAGACCGCCCCAGUGGUGGAGACGCAGACGCUGCAUAAAAGCAGCGCCCGGGGCGAGUGCUUGGUGGUGGACUCGGAGGUCAUCACCUCCGGCAUCCCCUACCAGGACUACUUCUACACGGUCCACAGAUACUGCCUCACCUCCAUCAACAAACACAAGAGCCGGCUCAGAGUUUCCUCAGACAUCUGCUACAGGAAGCAGCCGUGGAGUCUGGUCAAAGCUCUGAUCGAGAAGAACACGUGGAGCGGCAUCGACGAGUAUUACAGACACAUGGAGAGCGAGGUGAACAAGCUGGAGACGCUGCUGCAGUCGGAGGUUUCCGUGGUUACCACGGGCGACGCGGUCGGCGCCGACGCCACCAAGACGCCGCCGGCCCUUCGCCGCAGGAAACGCACCUGCUCGCGGCGGCAGGGCGAGAGGGAGCGGGAGCGGGAGGGAGGAGGCGUCGGCCCGGGAGACCGAGGAGACCGAGGGGUCGGGGAGGACAGGGACCGGCGAGAAGCCAAUGCUCCGUAUCUGAAACUGGGGGAACGUUCACGUGGAGGAGGACACAACAGUAUAUCCACCAUCCUCCUCAUCGUCAGCUUCAUGAUCUGUAUCAGCCUUGUGGUGCUGGUGGCUCUCAACAUGCUGCUGUUCUACAAGCUGUACGCUCUGGAAAGGGCGGCUCAUACACUGGAGACGUGGCACUCGUACUCUGUUGCUGACAGCCCUUUGCCCCAGACGGCUGGAGAGUGGGCUCAGGUCUUGCAGCUGCAGAGGCAGUUUCAUCAGGCUCAGCUCAGUAAGUGGCAGCAGAUCCUCCAGUCCUCCGUCACCCUCCUGGACCAGAUGAAGCAGUCCUUAGAGAAGCUCCAUCGGGGCAUCGUGGUCUCGGAGGUGCAGCAGGAUUCGUCUGCAGACCCCCUCACAGAGUCCCUGACUGAGGCCUGAGCCCGGCUUCAUCCGGCCUACACCCCCCUCCCUGCCGACUAUCCCCCGUCCUCUGGACACCCCCCACCCCGUCCACUGGUGGACUGGCUCAGCCGAUCGAUAUGCUGUCUAAUCUCAUGUCUCAUAAUCAGAAACCAGUUGAGAGCGGUCCAGGCUCUCCUCUCUUCUCCUGACUGACUUGAAGUUUCCUCAACCACUCGACAACUUUCAGGACCACAGCAAUAACUGACCCUCACCUGUAAAUAGAGUAUGAAGAGGCCACUGGUGGCCCCGACUCCAACCACGGCCAGAGUCUAUUUCACUCACAACUUCUUCUUUUUUUUUAAUUUUUUAAUUUUUUUUUUU
Messenger RNA from Mugil cephalus (flathead mullet), 3735 nucleotides. RefSeq names its product GRAM domain containing 1A (gene gramd1a). Gene Ontology annotation, cellular component: plasma membrane; endoplasmic reticulum membrane; endoplasmic reticulum-plasma membrane contact site. Gene Ontology annotation, biological process: intracellular sterol transport. Lineage: Eukaryota; Metazoa; Chordata; Actinopteri; Mugiliformes; Mugilidae. Bases 616 to 3390 code for a protein of 924 amino acids. Gene Ontology annotation, molecular function: sterol transfer activity; sterol binding. The record is from RefSeq and is a predicted model, not a curated record. The transcript has 22 exons.